Quercus lobata is the source of this 1294-nucleotide messenger RNA. Its product is annotated as phenylcoumaran benzylic ether reductase Betv6-like. Gene Ontology annotation, molecular function: oxidoreductase activity. NCBI's taxonomy places the organism in Eukaryota, Viridiplantae, Streptophyta, Magnoliopsida, Fagales, Fagaceae. The transcript is spliced from 5 exons. The record is from RefSeq and is a predicted model, not a curated record. Bases 164 to 1093 code for a protein of 309 amino acids.
AACCCAUACCUCACCUCACCAUCUCAUCCAUAAAUAGCUUGAUAUUCUGACCACUUCCACUCCACCUUCUUCUACGUACCCUUUAUUGUCUCUUCUAUAGUACUACCUGUUAUUGUAAAUUUCCUUUUUUUUUUUAUGUUAAAAACAAAUAAAACACUUUCAAAUGACUCAGAAAAGCAAGAUUUUGAUAAUUGGAGGGACGGGCUAUCUUGGGAAAUUCGUGGUUGAAGCAAGCGUAAAGGCUGGGCAUCCCACCUUUGCCAUGGUGAGAGAGAACACACUACUCUUUGAUCCCAUUAAGGGAAAACUCGUUCAGAAGUUCAAGAACUUAGGUGUCACUUUGCUCCACGGAGAUCUUUACGACCAUGAGAGUUUAGUGAAGGCGAUAAAGCAAGUGGAUGUGGUGAUAUCAGUGGUGGGUAACCUCCAAUUAGUAGAUCAGGUCAGGAUUGUUGAUGCCAUUAAAGAAGCUGGUAAUGUUAAGAGAUUCUUCCCGUCUGAAUUUGGAAACGAUGUGGACCGAGUCCAUGUUGUUGAGCCAGCAAAGACUGCAUUUGGUACUAAGGUCCAAUUUCGACGCACCGUUGAGGCUAACAACAUCCCUUACACUUAUGUUGCGGCCAACUACUUCUUUGGCCAUUUUCUCGCUAACUUGUUACAGCUAGGAGCCACUGUUCCUCCUAGAGAUAAAGUCAUUAUCUUUGGAGAUGGAAAUCCCAAAGCAAUUUUUAACAAGGAAGAUGACAUAGGAACCUAUACCAUUAGAGCUGUGGAUGACCCAAGAACAUUGAACAAGAUACUCUAUCUUAGGCCUCCUGGAAACAUUUACUCAUUCAAUGAGCUUGUUUCCCUUUGGGAGAAGAAGAUUGGCAAAACCCUUGAGAAAAUCUAUGUUCCGGAGGAAAAGAUGUUGAAGGACAUCCAAGAGUCCCCAAUUCUAACCAAUGUGCUAUUGGGAUUCCACCACGGGGUCUUUGUGAAGGGUGAUCACACCAACUUUGAGAUUGAGCCAUCAUUUGGUGUGGAAGCUUCCCAGUUGUACCCAGAUGUCAAAUACACCUCUGUGGAAGAAUAUCUCGACCAAUUUGUUUGAGAAAUUAACCCCAGCUCUUGUUAUUUUUCAAGAUAAAUAAUUAUAGUUGUUAUGGGUUAGUUCAAGUGGAGGAGUCUCUGUACUCAUCAAUAUCUUGUUUUCUUUAAACAUGUAUUGAAGAACCUCUAACUACUCUUAGUGGUGCAUUUUCUCAUUACAAUAUAUGUUUGUAAUCGAAAGCCUUUAAUAUUUCUCGUGGUC